GCUGUUCAACGAAUUUCUGCAAUGUCGGCUUAUGUCAGCAUCAUAUCCCUUCAGAUUGUGUAGACUCUCCAGGCUUUGACUGCGCUAGAAUGAACACCAUUCUCAACUUUUGUCAAAAUAAAGACCAGGCAAAGUUGGUUUGUCCAAAUUUCUGUGGCCUAUGUGACUUGGUGGACGGAAAUUGGGCUGAUUGGUCCAUUUGGAGCGGAUGUGACGUCACAUGCGGAAGCGGCACACAGUCACGUGACCGCACAUGUACAAAUCCUGCUCCAGAACAUGGCGGACUAGAUUGUAUUGGUUCAAAUACAGAAACAAAGGCAUGCAUCAUGAUCCCUUGUCCAAUUCAUGGCGGUUGGAGCCUCUGGUCACCAUGGGGAUCAUGUUCAGUCACGUGCGAUGUUGGAAUUCAGAGGCGUGACAGGUCCUGUUCAAACCCAUACCCUGCAUUGAAUGGUGAUCACUGCUUUGGGGAGUCCAGAGAUGACAGGAUUUGUCAGGAGACGGCGUGCGCAAACGGCGGAUGGUCUUCUUGGGAGACGUGGUCAUCAUGCGGUGUGACAUGUGGUGGAGGACUUAUUACACGACAACGCUACUGUAACAAUCCCCCGCCUUCCUUACUUGGGAACGAUUGUCGCGGGAAAGGAGAGGAAUACACUCUCUGCAACACCCAUACAUGCACAAAUCAUGUAGCGUUCAGUACCCAGCUAUCUGCAAGAUAUACAACCGAAGCGUCCGUUAUUGUUUUUGAUGUUAUCAAAUUGAACGAAGGCCAAGCCUACAACCCACACACUGGAAUAUUCACUGCCCCAUUUAAAGGAAUGUACACAUUCGCGGUGUAUAUUCUUGAAGAUAACCCUCGCACAGUUUCCGAUUGGGCAGAUUUUUACCUUCACAAAAACGACGACCAUGAACCCAUAGGUGCAGUUGACAUCAGCUUUUCUGAUAAUUCAAUCGCACUUUUUCUUCAUGGCAGUAUUACAGUCGUUGAGAAUUUGAAUCGAGGUGAUCGUAUAUUCGUAACAUGCAUUGCGAAGGGAAAAUUUGUCCAUGGCGGACCAUUUUCAAAGUUUUCUGGCUACCUAAUUGCUGAAAAUUAA
Molecule: messenger RNA, 1097 nt
Organism: Mya arenaria
Lineage: Eukaryota; Metazoa; Mollusca; Bivalvia; Myida; Myidae
Product: thrombospondin-1-like
Exons: 6
Coding region: 90-1097 (335 amino acids)
Molecular function (GO): protein binding
Source: RefSeq, a predicted model, not a curated record